Salvia hispanica is the source of this 1014-nucleotide messenger RNA. The record is from RefSeq and is a predicted model, not a curated record. Lineage: Eukaryota; Viridiplantae; Streptophyta; Magnoliopsida; Lamiales; Lamiaceae.
GUGGUGCAACAAAUUAAAGUUAGAGAGAGAAAACACCCAAUACAAUUAUACAUAAAACACAUUUUCUUGGAGGCCAUGUUUUCUUUGUGAUCUCUCUCUAUAAGUUUGGCCUUUCAACUGCCCUCUUUUAUCCCAUUAUUAUUUCCUUCUCAUCUCAUGCUUGUGUGUGUGUGUGUGUGUGUGUGCAGACAGACAAUAUCCUCAGAGCUUAGUCUUAUCACUAAAUUAUGAGGAUCCGAAAGCGUUUGGCGCUGUGUGAUUCCAUCCCUACACAACCUCUCUCACUCUCAGAUCUCCACCUCCCACGAUCACAGCCGCCGUGUGAUCUCAAAACUGAAGAAAAAAUGAAACAAAAGGAGUUUGGAGAUGAUGAUCGUAUGAAUACUAGUAAUAAUGAUAUCAGGAAAAUAGUUAGCAUCGUCUGUCAUGGAGAAGAAGAUUCCAACACAAAUAUGCAGCCAUCAUCUUCUUCUCUUCAAGGUAGGUGUUGUGUUGAAAGCUAUAAAUUGGUGCCAUUAAAGAAGAGGAUAGGGAUUUUCGAGAGAAAUCCGAGCGAGGAAGGCGCGGCUGCAAAGAUGAAGUCGAAAAUGAACAAGAAAUAUGGCGAUGCUCGGAAAGAAAAAGGGAAGAAGAGCAAGAGGGGUAAUGUGAUCAUGGAAGGGUCUCGGUGCAGCCGCGUAAACGGGCGCGGGUGGCGGUGCUGCCAAGCCACGCUGGUGGGAUACUCCCUUUGUGAGCAUCACUUGGGGAAAGGGAGGUUGAGGAGCACGGUUGGUGUUGUCAAAGCUAGAUCCAUCAGCAGUUUGCUUCGCCAAAUUUGAUGCCUAUAAUGUGUAAUAGUAAUAUUAAGUUAAACCUAAUUAUUUAAUGUUGGAUCACUGUAUGUCUGCUAUUAUAUGAUUGGAACGUCUACUAAUUAUAAGGACGAGCUUGAAGUCGUGUUAGGUGGACACUUGAAUUUUUUUCAAGGCCAAAAUAAGAGGAAAUAACAAUGUAGGAGUAUUCAAUUUUAUA